AUGUCUGAGAAACCCAAGAAGCACAUCUACGAGCAGCCCGAGCUGUGUGAUCAUAUCCUUAGUCGCGUGGAUAGGUCCAGUGUGCCUCUUCGCAUCAACGCGUCGUCAAUCCCCCAUGCUCGCAAUGGCCUGUUUGUCGUUAAUGAUGUGAAAGCUGGCCACGAGAUUUUUCGUUCUCAGCCUCUUCUGGUCGUCAGCGAGGGAAACAACAAUGAUGUCUGCGACCACUGCUUCCUCAACAAGAACUCCUCUGUCCACCCUGACGGCCAUUUCUUCCAAGGAGAUGAAGGCAGGGAGAGUAUCAAGAUCUUGUCCUGCACAGGUUGCAGGGUGGUUGAGUACUGCUCCAAGGAGUGUCAAAGGACGGCUUGGAAGUCUUAUCACAAGCUCGAGUGCCCAGUGCUGAGGCAGAUUAAAGAGUUCAACAAGAACAUGGGUGCCCUUCCCCGAGCCCUCUGCCGUUUAAUUUUGUGGAUCGAGAACAAAGCCAUGUCCAGAUCCAAUUACAAGGCGAUCGUCAAUUUGGAAACCCACUACAAGGAACAUAACGAUGAUUGGUACGAGAAGAAUGACGAGGGCAUCCCCCCAACCUUCAUGGUUGCGAGCAAUGUUAGGCAGGCGACCACGCCUGAUGACCGCAGUCACGUUGAGCCUGGUCUGUACUUGGACACGCGCCGUUGCCAGGAACUGUACUGCAUGUUGAUGGCAAAUGCCGGUGCCAUCUGCCCUCCCGAGGGCGAGAUCCAAUACGGAAGCUUCCUCGACUUGGUUGUGUCUAUGAUCAACCAUUCCUGCGACGCCAAUGCUCAUGUCUUUUUCGAAGGACGAGAGCUUCGCUGCCGGGCCUUGAGAGAUAUUCCAGCUGGCUCAGAGAUCACCGUCAACUAUUACCCAACACCCCGCCUCGAUGUUCUCCUCCGGCGCUCGACACUUAAGCAGUACAUGUUUAUUACUUGCAACUGUCACAAGUGCAAAGACGAGAUGGCGGAGCAUGUAGCUGCUGCUGUCGACCGCCAGGAUCAUCUCGCAAAGUUCAAACAGGGCCAAUUGGAUCUCCUGAAGCUCGGAGAGGACGCCGAGAGGGCAUUUUCCAGAUCGCAUACUGUGAAGUCCUGCAUCAGCUUCCAAGACCAGAUCGGCAACAUCAUCGAGAAGAGCUUCCCUGGUGGCCACUGGCCCCACCACAUCGAACCUCUGCCAUCUAUUUACCGCACCCUGGGUUCCAUGUACCGUGAUAUGCACUACGUCGUUGGCCUCGAGUUCGUGCUCAAGGGCACCAUCUAUGUGCGCGACCACUCCGGCCCCGGCUGGACCAACGACGUUGUCAAUUUGGUCAAAUUCAUGUUCUUCGUCGCACAGGCGGCCGACAACGAGAUGAAGUGGGUCGGUGCGGUCAAGAACUCGGAGCUCCUGGAGCGGUCCACGAUGCGCGACGUGGCGCGUGCCUAUCUUAGUAUCGCCUGCCUGGACGGCAAACACACGUUCGGUAUGGAGUCUAAAUUCGUCCGCGCGCUGUACAAGUGGGCGGGCGAUUCCAUCGACUACCCUGGCGACCUGGGCAUACACACUGAGGGGUUCAGAGAACGCUUCAAGGAUUCGCAGGAGAGACUGCUGACCUGGGCUGGAAUGAAGGCUGAAUGUGGCCUGCGUCUGCCAUCAAACGAGCAGAUUGCUGAGUUGAGGCAGGAUAUCGCAGAAAUCUGA
This is a messenger RNA of Cryphonectria parasitica EP155, 1704 nucleotides long. RefSeq names its product SET domain-containing protein. The record is from RefSeq and is a predicted model, not a curated record. Gene Ontology annotation, cellular component: nucleus. NCBI's taxonomy places the organism in Eukaryota, Fungi, Ascomycota, Sordariomycetes, Diaporthales, Cryphonectriaceae. Gene Ontology annotation, molecular function: protein binding. The transcript is spliced from 4 exons. The coding region runs from base 1 to 1704 and encodes 567 amino acids.